AUAUCCAAAACCCACCACACCCCCACAUGCAUGAUUACAUUUCAGCCUACAUCAAUGGAGGGAGGGCUACCCAAUUCACCCCAACACCUUCUCCAAUUUCAAACUCCCACUUCAACGAACCCAUAGUCGAUUCCAUUUUCCUCCAUAGCAGCAACCCUUCUGCUCUCUCUCUCUCUCAGCAGCGGAACGCGCACACAUUUAUUUGCUUUCUCAGCAGAAAUUCAACUAACAAAAUGAAGAAUCCGUCUUGAAUUUCUGUGAGUUACUCAUUCUUUAGCUCAUAAAGUGUAUUAUCUAUGGAAUUGUUGAUUGUCUGCUCUUCAAGCAUGUGCUGUAGCAGCGUAAAUUACAGUUUUUCUUUCACUGACAAUAGAAUAUUUGCUAUAAGCCACUUUGGUUCGCUGAAAGCUCGAAACUUUGGGAAGUUGAAUGUUUGGGGAUGUGGGUCUUUGUCAAACUUGACGAAAAAGCGAAAAAAAGGGAUGGGUUUUUGUGGGUUUGUGAUGAAAAGGUCAGAGGAGGAGGAGGUGGUGGUGGGGAAGAAAAACCCGAAAAUUUCGGUUUCUUCUGAGGAAGUCAUGAGGGUUUUGAAGUCAGUUUCGGACCCAAAAUCUGCUUUAGCAUUGUUUAAGUCAUUUGCUGAGUUGCCUAGUGUUGUUCACACCACUGAGACUUGCAAUUACAUGCUUGAAGUCUUGGGGGUUGAUAGGAGAGUGGAGGAUAUGGCUUAUGUGUUUGAUUUGAUGCAGAAGCAGAUCAUAAAUAGGAGUUUGGACACUUACCUUACUAUCUUUAAGGGUCUUGAUGUAAGAGGUGGUAUUCGACAGGCGCCCUUUGCUCUUGAAGUGAUGCGAAAAGCGGGGUUUGUAUUGAAUGCGUAUUCGUACAAUGGGUUGAUCUAUAAUCUUAUUCAGUCUGGAUAUUGUAGGGAGGCUUUGGAGGUUUAUGAAAGAGUGGUUUCAGAAGGGAUUAAGCCAAGUCUGAAGACUUACUCGGCACUUAUGGUGGCAUUGGGGAAAAGAAGGGAUGUUAAAACUGUUAUGAGCUUGCUAAAUGAGAUGGAAAUUUUGGGAUUGAGGCCUAAUGUUUAUACUUUUACUAUAUGCAUUAGAGUACUUGGGAGGGCGGGGAAAAUUGACGAAGCGUAUGAGAUUUUUAAGAGAAUGGAUGAUGAGGGAUGUGGCCCCGAUGUUGUGACUUACACCGUUCUCAUUGAUGCUCUUUGUAAUGCAGGUAAACUUGACAAGGCCAAGGAGUUGUUUGUAAAAAUGAAAGCCAGUGGUCAUAAGCCUGACCAAGUAACCUACAUUACUUUGCUGGAUAAGUUUAGUGACGGUAAAGACUUGGGCACAGUGAAAGAAUUUUGGAGUGAAAUGGAAGCUGACGGUUAUGCUCCUGAUGUGGUUACUUUCACCAUACUUGUCAAUGCUUUAUGCAAAGCUGGAAAUGUUGACGAAGCAUUUAAUAUGUUGGAUACCAUGAGAAAACAAGGGGUCUUGCCGAAUCUUCAUACAUACAACACAUUAAUUGGUGGACUUCUGCAGUUAUGUAGGUUGGACGAGGCAUUGAAGCUUUUCAAUAGUAUUGACUGUCUGGGUGUUCCACCUACUGCUUACACAUACAUCCUUUUCAUUGACUACUAUGGAAAGUGUGGCGACUCUGGCAAAGCUAUGGAGGCCUUUGAGAAGAUGAAAAAUAAAGGCAUUGUUCCUAAUAUUGUUGCUUGUAAUGCAUCUUUGUACAGUCUUGCUGAAGAGGGUAGACUUCAAGAGGCACAGGAUGUUUAUAAUGAGCUCAAAUAUUACGGGCUUUCUCCAGAUUCAGUAACUUACAACAUGAUGAUGAAGUGCUAUAGUAAGGUGGGGCAAAUAGAUGAAGCCAUCGAGUUACUCUUGGAGAUGGAAAGAAAUGGGUGCGAAGCAGAUGUAAUUAUUGUUAAUUCUUUGAUUGACAUGCUUUACAAGGCUGACCGAGUGGAUGAAGCAUGGCAAAUGUUUUACAGAAUGAAGGAAAUGAAGCUCACUCCAACAGUUGUGACCUACAACACAUUACUCGCUGCAUUAGGGAAAGAUGGAGAAAUCAAAAAGGCCAUUGAAAUGUUUGAGAAUAUGGCCGAACAAGGGUGUCCUCCAAACACAAUAACUUUCAACACACUCCUGAACUGCCUUUGCAAGAAUGACGAGGUUACUCUGGCCUUGAAAAUGUUCUGCAAAAUGACCACAAUGAGUUGCAGUCCUGAUGUUCUGACCUAUAAUACUAUACUUUACGGCUUAAUCAGAGAAAACAGAAUUGAUUAUGCAUUCUGGUUCUUCCAUCAGAUGAAGAAAUCACUACUUCCUGAUCAUAUAACAUUGUGUACCCUCCUACCCGGGGUAGUAAAGGAUGGGCGUACUGAGGAUGCUUUCAAAAUUGCUGAGAACUUCGUGUAUCAGGUUGGGGUACGAGCAGAUAGGCCUUUUUGGGAAGAUUUAAUGGGAGGGAUUUUGAUUGAAGCUGAAAUAGACAGAGCCAUUUUAUUUGCUGAAAGGUUGAUCUCUGAUAGGAUUUGCCGGGAUGACUCUGUACUGAUUCCUCUACUUAGAGUUUUGUGUACGCAAAGGAAAGCUUUUGAUGCACAUAAGGUAUUUGAGAAAUUUACGAAAACUCUUGGAAUUAAGCCAACACUAGAAGCAUACAACUACUUGAUUGAAUGGCUUCUGAAAGAUCAUGCCGCUGAAAGAGCUUGGGAUCUAUUUAAGGAGAUGAAGAAUGGUGGCUGUACCCCCGAUGUAUUCACCUAUAACUUGUUCCUUGAUGCUCAUGGGAAGUCUGGGAACAUCACCGAACUCUUUGAAUUGUACGAGGAGAUGAUUUUUAGGGGAUGCAAGCCUAACACUGUAACCCACAAUAUAGUCAUCUCCAGUCUUGUGAAAUCUGAUAGCGUGGAUGGUGCUAUAGAUUUAUAUUAUGAUCUCGUAAGUGGUGAUUUCUCUCCCUCUCCUUGUACAUAUGGUCCUCUCAUAGAUGGACUUUUCAAGUCGGGAAGACUAGACGAAGCAAUGCAUUUCUUUGAUGAGAUGGCCGACUAUGGAUGCAAACCUAAUUCUGCUAUUUUUAAUAUUCUUAUAAAUGGGUUUGCGAAAACAGGUGAUGUGGAAGCUGCCUGUGACUUGUUUAGAAGGAUGAUUAAAGAAGGGAUAAGACCUGACCUGAAGUCUUACACCAUUCUUGUGGAUUGCCUCUGCCAGGCAGGGAGAGUGGAUGAUGCCGUGGACUAUUUUGAGGAGUUAAAACAAAGUGGCCUCGAUCCUGACUCGGUUUCUUACAACCUUAUGAUAAAUGGACUUGGAAGAUCACGGAGGGUAGAGGAAGCACUCACUCUUUAUGAUGAAAUGCGAACUAGAGGAAUCGCUCCUGAUCUUUACACAUACAAUUUGCUAAUACUCAAUCUCGGACUUGUUGGAAUGGUGGAGCAAGCGGGGAGGAUUUAUGAAGAACUACAACUUGUAGGUCUUGAACCUGAUGUGUUUACCUACAAUGCUCUCAUUCGACUGUAUAGCACAUCCGGGGAUCCAGAUCAUGCUUAUGCAGUUUACAAGAACAUGAUGGUUGAUGGCUGCAGCCCCAAUGUAGGAACAUUUGCACAGCUUCCCAACCAAACUUGACUUACAAGAGAUACACGUCUGACUUGUCUCUGUAUCUGCGGGUGAUGAUUUUGCUACAAUUCAACUCAACUCGUACAAAUUCAUUUUCCAGCAUUGAUGUUUGUAAGCGUAGAUGUGUAUCUGCGAGGAAGUAACAUGUAUUCGGUAUUAUCUUUGACCCCCGAUAUACUUUGUACGGUUUAUGUUGUUAACAUAUAAGUGUAAAUGCUGUAUCUAGUUUACCUCUUUCACACCUGCUCCAUCAAAUACAGUUGAAUCAUAUUCUGUAAUGGUCUAAACAGAUUAUUAUACGAAGCUAUUGCGUACAUAAUGUUCA
Molecule: messenger RNA, 3960 nt
Organism: Pyrus x bretschneideri (Chinese white pear)
Lineage: Eukaryota; Viridiplantae; Streptophyta; Magnoliopsida; Rosales; Rosaceae
Product: pentatricopeptide repeat-containing protein At4g31850, chloroplastic
Exons: 2
Coding region: 297-3644 (1115 amino acids)
Molecular function (GO): protein binding
Source: RefSeq, a predicted model, not a curated record